This is a messenger RNA of Sorex fumeus (smoky shrew), 2195 nucleotides long. RefSeq names its product syntrophin gamma 2 (gene SNTG2). The transcript has 17 exons. The record is from RefSeq and is a predicted model, not a curated record. Gene Ontology annotation, cellular component: intracellular anatomical structure; dystrophin-associated glycoprotein complex. NCBI's taxonomy places the organism in Eukaryota, Metazoa, Chordata, Mammalia, Eulipotyphla, Soricidae. The coding region runs from base 83 to 1702 and encodes 539 amino acids. Gene Ontology annotation, molecular function: protein binding; structural molecule activity.
CCGCGGGGCCCUUGGACGCGCGCACGGGGCCCCCGCGCUGAGCUCGCCCGGCCGGAGCGCCGGCCCCGCCGCAGGGGCGGUGAUGAGCGCCCAGGGACCACCGCCCCUGGCCGCCCCCCGCGGGCGUCCCGGCCGCCUGCUGGUGCCCGCGCGGACUAAAACUGGCAUUGCAUUGUUGUACCAGGAAGGGUCUGAACAUGCCUAUGACAUUCGAUUGAAGCUGACAAAAGAGGCUCUCACAAUUCAAAAACAAGAUGUCGUCUGUGUUAGUGGGAGCAAUUGCAGUGCAAAUCACAGAACUGUUACACUUCGCAGACAGCCUGUUGGCGGCUUGGGCCUGAGUAUAAAGGGAGGCGCCGAGCACGGAGUCCCUGUCGUCUUGUCAAAGAUUUUCAAAGACCACGCAGCUGACCAGUCAGGGAUGUUGUUCAUAGGAGAUGCUGUUUUGCAGGUUAAUGGCAUUAAUGUAGAACAUGCAACCCAUGAAGAAGUGGUACACCUAUUGAGAAAUGCUGGCGAUGAAGUGACUCUCACUGUUGAGUAUCUCAGGGAAGCACCGGCAUUCCUGAAGCUCCCACUAGGGUCCCCUGGACCAUCCAGUGACCACAGCAGUGGGGCCUCCUCCCCUCUCUUUGACAGUGGCUUGCAUUUGAAUGGAAACUCCAGUAACACAGCUCCAUCAUCACCUUCCUCGCCCAUAGCUAAUGAACCAAAAUAUGAGAAGCGCUGGCUAGACACCUUGUCAGUUCCUCUGUCUAUGGCUCGAAUCUCAAGGUACAAAGCUGGAACGGAAAAAUUAAGGUCCAGUGCAUUUGAGGUGUUAGCUCUGGAUGGAGUCAGCUCUGGGAUUCUUCAGUUUUACACAGUACAGGAGAGUGCAGACUGGCUGAGGGCUGUGUCAGCAAACAUCAGUGAUCUGACGCUACAAAACAUGAAAAUGGCAAAUAAAUGCUGUUCUCCUUCUGACCAGGUUGUGCAUAUGGGGUGGGUCACUGAGAGACUCGAAGGUGCCGGCUCUUCUCAAACCUUCAGAUCCAAGUUCCUGGCCUUGAAAGGCUGCUCCUUCUACAUUUUCAGCACUCCUCCGGUGAGCACAUUAGACUGGGUACGGGCAGAAAAAACCUAUAACCUCUGUGAGGUGCUAUUUAAAGUUCACAAGUUCUGGCUUACAGAUGACUGCUGGUUACAAGCAAACUUGUAUCUGGGUCUUCACGACUUUGAUUCUGAAGAGCAGAGGCCAUAUUGCUUCAGCGUCCUCGUUGGUCAUGGCAAGAGUCAUGUCUUCCAUGUGGAACUUGGGAGUGAGCUAGCCGUGUGGGAGAAAUCAUUCCAAAGAGCAACUUUCAUGGAAGUGCAGAGAACUGGGUCCAAAACAUACACCUGCAGCUGGCAAGGAGAAAUCCUGUGUUUCACCGUGGAUUUUGCUUUGGGAUUCACCUGUUUUGACAGUAAGACAAAGAAUGUGCUCUGGAGAUUUAAAUUCUCCCAACUUAAGGGAUCUUCUGAUGAUGGAAAAACUCGAGUAAAGCUGCUAUUUCAGAAUCUAGACACCAAACAAAUUGAGAUGAAGGAGCUGGAGUUUCAGGAUCUAACAUGUGUCCUGCACUGCAUUCACUCCUUCAUAGCAGCCAAGGUGGCCUCCGUGGACCCCAUGUUCAUAGAUAGUCAGAGCGUCGCAAGAAAAUACAUGUACAGCAACUAAAAGUGCUUCUGAUGAGUGCUGAAAAUUAAAUUAUUUUCUUAAGAAAUGAAUCUUUCCUGCACAAUGUUGCAACUUUGUGUGAUUUUAUAAUGAGCCUAUAGUUGUGAUACCAAUAAAAUAUGUCACUAGUUUCCAGAGACGGGUCGUACUUAUCUGAUGAGUUAAUCAGACUCUGUACAAGCUAAGCUGUGGUUCUGAGAAUUCAGCUUCCAUGGGAAUUGAUUCCAUCACUGACAUUCCUGCAGAUCAGGUGAAAAUGGUAUUAACGCCUCAGGCCUACUUCAUACUUGGGGAAAUCCAGACUUUAUUUUUAUAGAAUUUAGAGUGCAAAAUAUUAGAGCUCACCAUUUUACUUCCUCAAGCAGUAAAGGCUUUCUUUUAAAUUUAUUUAGUUUGCCAUCUUCUUAAGGAAGUAGUGUAUAAAAGAUUUAUUUGAGAGAUGCACAAUGGAAAUAUGUGGGACAGGGAAAUCAAUUCUAAUAAUUUAGUUUUA